Messenger RNA from Vanrija pseudolonga, 5334 nucleotides. RefSeq names its product putative helicase mot1 (gene mot1). The transcript has a single exon. Gene Ontology annotation, molecular function: ATP hydrolysis activity; DNA binding; TBP-class protein binding. The coding region runs from base 1 to 5334 and encodes 1777 amino acids. The record is from RefSeq and is a predicted model, not a curated record. Lineage: Eukaryota; Fungi; Basidiomycota; Tremellomycetes; Trichosporonales; Trichosporonaceae.
AUGUCAAAACUCAUCCUCCUCAUCGACACGGGUACAUCAACCCUCGUUCGACGGACAGCAGCAAAACAGCUGGCAAACGUCGCACUCAAGACAUUCACAUCACUUCCCCCAGCCGAUGCCUGGCCAGAUGCACUCGAGACAAUAGCAAAGCUCAUCCCUUUGCUAAAGAGCAAGAGCUCUGAAACACGGACAGCGGCAGCCCAUGCACUGGGAUUGAUCGCCGCGGCUCUACCAGCAUGGGAGGGAUCACCAUCAGACGAAGAGUGCCCGAUCCCUGGCGCCGAUACCCCCUUUGACCUCGUCAACACUGUCAACACGGGCGAGUGGCUGCUCGCAUCAGCAGGACGAGAGUACAUUGCCAAGCUCAACCCUGCAGACCGCGCCAAGCGCCGCAAGGCCAUGAUGGGCGCCGUCGGGCUCGACGGCGGCCUCGGUCUUGGCAGCGAUAUGGACAAGGUGCUCGACGACGAGGAUGCCCCUGGUGGUGGCGGCGGCAACAGCAGCGCGGCCGGCACACCCGGCGCCACCGGUGGCGUGGCCACACCUCCCGCUGGCGACGCCAAGGACAUCUUCGAGGGCCUGUCUGCUCGCCAGAUCGCCAUGAUCAAGCGGAAGAAGGGCAACAUGGCCGAGGAGGCCAACAAGAUUCGGCGAAUGAACGAAAAGGCCAACGGGAAUGGAGGCGUGUCCGAGACGCCCACACCAAAGACUAGCCCAAAGUCCACGCCGCAGCCCACACCCCCGCCCGAGGUCAAGACAGAGGUCAAGACUGAGCCCGAUGAUGACGUCAAGCCCGACGCCGUGGUCAUUGACCCGUCCAAGGGCGGCGGCGCCGUCGAGCCCAAGGAGACAAAGGUCUUGACCCUCGACGCCCACGGUCACUGCCCAUGGUCGGCUGUCGCUGUCGAGCUCGCGGCGGCGUUGACAGAUCCGCAAUGGCAGGUCCGCCAUGGUGCGGCACUCGGCUUGAUGGAGGUGCUUCGCUCGACCGGUGGAGUCAUUGGCGCAGGGUACCCUGGCUUCCUCGGUGCCCUCGCUCGCCGGCUCCUCACACUCCUUGCGCUCGACCGCUUUGGCGACUUCCUCGGUGACACUGUCAUGGCCCCGGUUCGCGAAAUGGCUGCUCAGGCUCUGGGCGUGCUGUUCAAAUUCGAGGACGACGCCAUCGCGGCAGAGGUCCACAAUACGCUCGUCGCCAUGGUCAACCAGCAGGGUGCGAAGCGCGGCAAGGAAGCCGAGAACCGUCCUCGCGGCGAGAAGUUUGCAUGGGAGCUGAGGCAUGCUGGUCUUCUGGGCCUCAAGUACGAGGUAGCUGUGCGCGACCCCUCGCUCAUCGUCCACGAUGUUGUGGCCUGCUCGUUACUCGCCCUCAGGGAUUCCGACGACGACGUCCGCACUGUCGCGGCUUCCGCGCUUCUCCCGAUCACCUCGACCCUUGUCACGCUCCCCGAGCUCGGCUCCAUUGUUGAGACUCUGUGGGCCUGCCUCGGCGAAGGCACUGAUGAGCUAGGCAGCAGCACUGGUGCCGUCAUGGACUUGCUUGGUGCACUGCUCACCAAGCCCGAGGUCAUCUCCCUCAUGGCAUCGAGCCCCGAUAGCCGUGCGCUCAUUUCGCGUAUCUAUGCGUUUAUCCGACACCCGAUCACGUCUGUGCGCUUGGCGGUCGUCAAAGCGCUUCUCGUCCUUAUCACGGUUCCCGAACUUCCUCGCGACUGGAUGCACUCGGAUGUCUUUGCGCUUCUGUUCCAGAACCUGGUCCUGGAAGACCGGGCCGACAUUCGCGACGUCACUGCCGAGGCAUUCAACGCUGCAGUGGGCGAAACGGAUCUCGACUCGACGGUUGGCCCACUCAUUCAGGACUGGUACUCCAUCGUCAUGACGCCAGUUGGAUCGCCUCUCGACGAAACGCUGUUCGUUGGCCGAAGGGUUCGCGGGCACGACGUCGACAAGGCCAUGAUGGCAGGCGACAUGGGUCUUGUCACCCUCGACACCGUACUCGAGACCCGCAUUGCUGCAGCCAAGGCCCUGGCCCUGGUCCGACACAAGCCGCAUACAUUCGACGACUUUGCUCUUAUCCGCACGUACCUUGCAUCAGGUUCUGCCCACCAGAUCUUCCUCGCAGCGACCAUCGUCCGCGAGUGGGCUCGCAGCGGGCCCGAGGCCGUUGCCGCAGCUGCGGAGCUUGGCCCGACACUCAUUUCGCUCCUUUCGCCCAGAGCCACCUAUGUCGAGAUGACGACCAUGCUUAACCGCGUCUACACCGAGGUCAAGGGCCUGUUCAACGCCUUCACCACCGAGGGCAAGGUCAAGAAGGACCGCAUUCCCGAGCUUCCCUCGCGUGUUGACCCACUGGGUGGAGCCGACGCCUUCACGCUCGACACUGCGCGCCGCGCCGUUGGCCCGACGUUCGAGGCCCUCACUGGCCUGCUCAAGGGAGCGCAUGCCAAGGCAUCACUUGCCAACCUUCGGGACCGCCAGCGUAGGGCACUCGUAUCCCUCGGCUACUUCUCCGCUAUGAAGGAGCGGCUCGACGUCCAAAUCGCUGCGUCGGUCGCCGGUGCCCUCAUCGCUGUGAGCGUCAUGCCGCCCAAGCUCGGCCCUGUUGUCAAGGCGGUCAUGGACGCUGUCAAGAAGGAGAACUCCGAGUUGCUCCAGGCUCGCGCGGCCGAAAGCAUCGGCGCGUUUAUUGCCUACUGCUCGUCGCCAGAGUUCACUGCGCCAGUCAACCCGACCGAUAAAGUGCUCAAGAACCUGUUCACGUUCCUCAACUCGGAUACUAGUGUCACGCCAGUGUUCACGCCGACGACAGAUGGCAUCCUGUCGCUAAAGGACGCUCCAGCCGCCGCCACGACCAAGAAGGGACAGGUGCCCGAGGAGUCGGAGGAGCAGAUCGCCAUGCGUGUCACUCGCCGUGGCGCUCUCGCCGCUCUUGGUGCCGUUGCCCAUCGUUUUGGCUCCUCGCUCUUCGACUCCGUCCCCAAGUACUGGGAGGGUAUCAGCGCACCUCUUCUCGCUGCUUCCCAGAACGUUGGUUCCUUGGACGACGCGCUCCAGCAAGGCGGUGGCCAGGACCUCAUCGACAGCUUGGCGUCCCUCCACCUCGUCGCUCCCCAGCUGGACACGUCACUCCACGGCCACCUCGUCGGCCUGCUGCCGCACCUGGUCUCUGUCCUUCAGUCAUCCUUCACGGUCGUGCGCAACGCCGCCUCGCGGACCCUCGCCACUCUGUGCAGUGUCGCAACGGAGGACGGUAUGAAGUUCGUCGUGGACCAGGUUGUGCCGCUUGUCGGAGACGCCGAGCACGUUCACUCGCGCCAGGGAGCCGUGGAAACAAUCAACCAGAUUAUCAAGCUCCUCGACAUUAGAGCGUUGCCGUACGUGCUGUUCCUCAUCGUUCCGGUGCUUGGUCGUAUGAGCGACCCCGACGAGCCGACCCGUCUCCUCGCAACGAGCACGUUCGCAUCCCUCGUCCGAAUGGUGCCCCUUGAGGCUGGCAUCCCCGACCCGCCUGGCUUCUCCGCUGAGCUGCUGGCCAAGCGUGACGAUGAGCGCAAGUUCCUGUCGCAGCUGCUCGAUGGCCACCGCGCUGAGCAGUACGAGCUCCCAAUCGAGAUCAAGGCGGAUCUUCGCCAGUACCAGAAGGACGGUGUCAGCUGGCUGGCGUUCUUGGCCAAGUACCAGCUCCACGGCAUCCUCUGCGACGAUAUGGGUCUCGGCAAGUCGCUGCAGACGAUCUGCAUUGUCGGCUCGAUGAACCACGAGCGCAAGAUGCGUCACAAGGAAACUGGCGGUGCCGACUCGGCGCACUUGCCGUCGCUCAUUGUGUGCCCUCCGACCCUCACGGGCCACUGGUACCACGAGAUACUCAAGUUCACCGACACGCUCCGCCCAGUGCAGUACGUCGGCAACUCGGUUCAGCGUGCCGCCAUCCGCCCGACACUUGGCCAGUACGACGUGGUCAUCACGUCAUACGAGACGGUCCGCAACGAUAUUGCCGACCUCGGCCGCAUGAACUGGCUCUACUGUGUCCUUGACGAGGGCCACGUGAUCAAGAACGCCAAGACCAAGCUGUCUCAAGCCGUCAAGCAGAUCCACGCCCAGCACCGUCUGCUCUUGUCUGGAACGCCCAUUCAGAACAACGUGCUGGAGCUGUGGAGCUUGUUUGAUUUCCUCAUGCCUGGUUUCCUUGGCUCUGAACGCGUUUUCAACGACCGCUUCUCCAAGCCAAUCCUCGCUGAUCGCGAUGGCAAGGCCACCGCAAAGGAGCGGGAGGCAGCCGCGGCGGCCCUCGAGAACCUUCACAAGCAGGUUCUGCCUUUCCUCCUCCGCCGUCUCAAGGAGGACGUCUUGAAGGAUCUUCCGCCUAAGAUCAUCCAAGACUACUACUGCGAGCUGUCCGACGUCCAGAAGGCACUCUACGACGAGUUUGCCAACUCGCGCGCUGCCGAGGAGGCUGGCGAAGUUGCCGCUGGCGAGGCCGACUCUGGUGCGCAAAUGCACGUGUUCCAGAGCUUGCAGUAUCUCCGCAAGCUCUGCAACCACCCCGCCCUCGUCCUCAACGACCCCAAGGCCCUCGCCACCGUCGAGCACAAGAUUGGCAAGGUCUCGUCACUGCACGACCUGCACAAUGCGCCCAAGCUUGAGGCUCUCCAGCAGUUGCUCCUCGACUGCGGCAUCGGCCUCCCGGCGUCGGAGAAGAUUGAUGGCGAGUUCCAGGGCCACCGUGUCCUCAUCUUCUGUCAGCUCCGCCCAAUGCUUGACCUCAUCGAGAAUGACCUCUUCCGCAAGCACAUGCCAAGUGUGUCGUACAUGCGCAUGGACGGCUCGACCGACCCACGCAAGCGCCACGCCGUGGUGCAGACUUUUAAUGCCGACCCCAAGAUCGACGUUCUCCUGCUCACGACGUCGGUCGGUGGUCUCGGUCUCAACCUCACUGGCGCCGACACUGUCAUCUUCGUGGACCACGACUGGAACCCGCAGAAGGACCUGCAGGCGAUGGACCGUGCACACCGUCUCGGCCAGAAGCGCGUUGUCAACGUCUACCGCCUGAUUAUGCGCGGCACGCUCGAGGAGAAGAUUAUGAGCCUGCAGACGUGGAAGAAGAACAUUGCCAGCUCGGUCGUCACGCAGCAGAACGCCGGUCUCGGCUCGAUGAACACGGGCGAAGUGCUGGACCUGUUCAAGGUAUCAGCGGACGGCGAGGCGCCAAAGGCUCCCAAGGCGUCGACGGGCGCCAUGUCCAUGUCCAAGAUUUUGGAAGGAUUGGAAGAACUACCAGCCGAGGAGGAGUACGCCGACAUGUCGAUGGACGCCUUCCUGAGCAAGACAAACUAG